AUGACUGCAUUACGCUUUGCUGCUGAGAAGGGUCACCUUGAUAUCACCGAAUAUCUCAUCAGCCAAGGAGCUGAGGUGAAUAUUAAGGGAUUUGAUAAGGAUUCGACUGCAUUACAAACUGCAUUACAAGGUGCUGCUUUCAGGGGUCAUAUAGAUGUCACCAAAUAUCUGAUCAGCCAAGGAGCUGAGGUAAAUGCAGGAGAUGAUGGCGGUUGGACUGCAUUACACUGUGCUGCUGACAAGGGUCAUCUUGAUAUCACCAAAUAUCUCAUCAGUGAAGGAGCUGAAGUAAAUAGAGGAAAAGAUGUCGGUAGGAUUGCAUUAAACUGUGCUGCUCGAGGGGGUAAUCUUGAUACCACCAAAUAUCUCAUCAGCCAAGGAGCUGUAGUGACGAAGGAGCUGAGCAAAGGAGCUGAGGUAAAUAGAGGAAGCGAUCGCGGUAAUACUGCAUUACACAUUGCAGCUGAGCAGGGUCAUCUUGAUAUCACCGAAUAUCUGAUCAGUGAAGGGGCUGAGGUAAAUGGAGGAGAUGAUGGCGGUGUGAUUGCAUUGCAUAUUGCUACCUGGAAGGGUCAUCUUGAUGUCACCAAAUAUCUCAUUAGCGAAGGAGGUGAGGUGAAGAAGGGAAAUAAUGGCGGUUGGACUGCAUUACAUAUUGCUGCUCAGGAUGGUCAUUUUGAUAUCACCGAAUAUCUCAUCAGUCAAGGAGCUGACGUAAAUAGUGGAAAAGAUGGUGGUGAGACUGCAUUACACAUUGCAGCUGAGCAGGGUCAUUUUGAUAUCACCGAAUAUCUCAUCAGUCAAGGAGCUGAGGUAAAUGGAGGAGAUGAUGGCGUGAAGGAGCUGAAGUGA
Messenger RNA from Strongylocentrotus purpuratus (purple sea urchin), 852 nucleotides. RefSeq names its product putative ankyrin repeat protein RF_0381. The coding region runs from base 1 to 852 and encodes 283 amino acids. The transcript is spliced from 4 exons. Gene Ontology annotation, molecular function: protein binding. The record is from RefSeq and is a predicted model, not a curated record. Lineage: Eukaryota; Metazoa; Echinodermata; Echinoidea; Camarodonta; Strongylocentrotidae.